This is a messenger RNA of Centruroides sculpturatus (bark scorpion), 2991 nucleotides long. RefSeq names its product importin-11-like (gene Impbeta11). Lineage: Eukaryota; Metazoa; Arthropoda; Arachnida; Scorpiones; Buthidae. The transcript has 24 exons. Gene Ontology annotation, cellular component: cytosol; nuclear envelope. The coding region runs from base 18 to 2735 and encodes 905 amino acids. The record is from RefSeq and is a predicted model, not a curated record. Gene Ontology annotation, molecular function: small GTPase binding. Gene Ontology annotation, biological process: protein import into nucleus.
CACUAACAUCAAUAAAGAUGGCGUCCUCCAUAAAAAGCAUGGACUUGUAUAUAGUCGAUAAUAACGAUAAAAGUAUGAAUUCUGAUUUAUUGGUAUUGGAAACGUUAAAAAAAGCAGCUAGUCAAAAUUUGGAAUUAUUAAAACCCGCCGAACAACAGUUAAAAUGCUGGGAAACACAGCCAGGAUUCUAUACUACGCUCUUAACAAUAUUUUCCAAUUAUUCAAUUGAUAUCAAUGUGAGAUGGUUAGCUGUGUUGUAUUUUAAAAAUGGUGUUGAUAGGUAUUGGAGAAAAACUGCACCUAAUGCAAUUUCAGAAGAUGAAAAACAUAUUUUAAGGCAAAAAUUAAUUUCAAAUUUUACAGAACCUUUCAAUAAGCUUGCUAUUCAAUUAGCUGUACUUAUAUCAAAAAUUGCUAGAUUUGAUUGCCCAAGGGAAUGGCCACAACUUGUCCCAACUCUUCUUGAAGCUUUACGUACGUCAGAUGAUCUGCAACAACAGAGAGCACUUUUGACACUACAUCAUGUUACAAAAGCAUUAUGCUCUAAACGCCUUGCUGGAGAUAGGCGAUUAUUUCAGGAGCUCACAACUAAUAUUUUUAGUUACAUACUCCAAUUAUGGAACACUCAUUCUCAGACAUUUCUACAAUCAACUAUGCAAAAGCAAGAUAACGUCAUUAGUUUAGAAAAAUCAUUGUUUUCAUUAAAAGUUUUAAGAAUGCUUGUUGUACAUGGUUUUAAAGAACCUCAUCGAGUAGAAGAAGCCGUUCAGUUUAUAACUAUUGUCUUCCAGCAUAUUAAGCCUUUCCUUGAGUGCCGGAAAACUCUACAACAUAAUGACAAUCUCAGGGAAUUAUGUGAAAAAUAUUUAAUUUUAUUGACAAAAGUUCUCCAUGAUCUUUUGGAACUGCAUCCAUUUUCUUACGUGAAUUUUAUUAGACCAUCUUUGGAAUGUUGUGUAUCUCUGUGCUUUACAGCAGAGGGAAAUGGUUAUCUUUUUGAGAGAUUUAUUGUACAGUGCCUCAACUUGAUAAAAGCAAUUUUAUUAUGUGCAGAAUAUAAACCUGCAAAAGUGCCAGAAGGUACUGCUGAUGAAGGUGGUGAAGCAUGGAAAUUUAGUUUAAGGCCCUGUACAGAAGUUUUGUUUCUAACAAUAUUCCAUGAAUUUCGUCAGUCAUUAAUACCAUUAUUAUUAGAAAUGAUUCAGAAAAUGCAAACUAUGACAAGUACAACAGACUUACAAGUAAUUUUACAAAAAGAUGCAGUUUAUAAUGCUGUCGGUCUUGCAGCUUUUGAUUUAUUUGAUGAUGUCGAUUUUGAUAAUUGGUUUAUGCAAGUUCUUAUACCUGAAUUAAAAAUCAAAGAAGAUAGAUACCGAAUUAUUAGAAGACGUGUUAUUUGGGUGGCCGGACAGUGGGUAGGUGUCAAGUUAUCACCUGAGUUACGACCGGCUCUGUAUGAAAUAAUUUUGCCACUUCUAGAUUCUAAGGAAGAUCUUGUUGUUAGAUUAGCAUCUGCAAAUACUCUCAGAGUUGCUGUAGAUGAUUUUGAAUUCAACAUUGAACAGUUCCUACCGGUAAAUUUGAAAUCAUACAUUAGCUGUUUAUACAAGGUGGUAACAAAAAUCACUCUCUGUAUUUUCAAGAUGAAUCUUCUGAAUGUUCUAUCAUUCAUAAUUGAACGAGUAGGAAGUCAAAUAAGGCCACACGCAGCAAAUUUAGUUAAUUAUCUUCCUUUACUAUGGGAAACAUCAGGUGACCAUAAUAUGUUAAGAUGUGCCAUAAUAACAAAUUUAGUCCAUUUAGUACAGGGAUUGGGAACACUCAGUGAAGAACUUCAUCCAUUCUUAUUACCAGUUAUUGCUUUCAGCACUAAUGUAAAUGAACCUCCUCACGUCUAUUUGUUGGAAGAUGGUUUAGAAUUAUGGUGGGCAGUUCUAGAAAAUACGUCUGUAUGCAGUCCCAAUCUUCUACAGCUUGCACAGAAUCUUUUCUCACUGUUUGAAUUGGGAACGGAAAAUUUACGCAUAUGUCUUCAAAUUGCACAAGCAUAUAUACUUCUUGCACCAAAAGACUUUUUACAGAAUUACAGUAAAAAUUUAGUUGACACAUGUAUUAGUUUCAUUUCUGAUGUAAGAUCAGAAGGUAUUGUCAUGAUAAUGAGGUUAAUUGAACUUGUCUUCAAAGUGUUUCCUGAAGAAGGACCUCAGUUAUUUCAGUAUAUGUUAUUACAAGUAUUAACAUUUGUUUUAGAAAACCAACCUUAUCCAAUGGUUAUUACAAUGUAUUUAUCUGUGUUAUCGAGAGUUAUUCUUUACAAUCGACAAUGUUUCAAGUUAGUUUUACUAGAAAGAGCAAAAGCAAAAAAAGAACAGACUGAAGAAGUUUUUGGAAAGUUUUUGGAUAUUUGGUUAGAAAAUAUGCUUGUAGUUCAUCCAGUAGAGAGACGAAAACUUCUAGGUCUUGCUUUGGCAUCUUUAAUAACAUCUAAUUCCAGUUCUUUAGUUUUACACGCAAACGAGACACUACAAAUAGACGACGACGACGAGACGGAACACGAAAGAAGAAAACAGGAGUUGUCACGUCAAGAUCCGAUACAUACGGUCGUCCUGAAAGAAUACCUAUGUUCUCAAAUGUCACAAUUGCAGCAGUCUCUGGGACAAACUGCUUUCGAACAAUUAAUGGCAACUGUAGAUGUUGAAACCAUGCAGCAGUUGAAAGAAUACCUGGAAUCUUGAAAAUUAAGUUGUAGAAUAACUGGACUAUAAUAUUACACAAAUUGCUGUCGGAUCUUGAAAGUUCCAUUCUUCGGCAGAUCGAGCAAUUAAACAUUUGCAUUGAACAUCAAUGUGCUAAACGAUUAUUAACAUCAUGGCUUUUUUGCUUAAAAAAAUAUUAUAUUUAUGUCUAAAAACUGUUGCCAAUUGUAUUUUGUACAGCAAAAAGAAUAAUUUAAAAGGCAACAGAUUUUUCUGUUUAUAGAAUUUAAGCAUA